AGAGAUAAGUGUAAAUGUUGUCACUCUUUCUUUCCAGAUAUUUUUAUUUAAAAUAGAUACAAUGGCGACAUUAAUUCACACUUUAGCCGAUCAUAGUGAUGAUGUCAACUACUGUGCCUUCUCUUCCUCGUGCCUGGCUACGUGUUCCUUGGACAAAACAGUGCGCCUUUACUCUUUGACCGACUUCGCCGAGCUUCCCUACUCGCCUUUGAGAGGCCACACGUACGCUGUCCACUGCUGCUGCUUCUCGCCCUCGGGACACGCUCUGGCCUCGUGCUCCACAGAUGGCACCACCAUGGUCUGGGACGCGCGCGACGGGCGGAGGCUGGCGGUGCUGGAGCAGCCCAGCGGCAGCCCGGUUAGAGUCUGCCGCUUUUCUCCCGAGUCCACAUAUCUCGUGUCAGGAGCGGCAGAUGGGAGUGUGGUUCUUUGGAAUGCACAGUCACUGAAAUUGUACAGAUCCGGGAAUGUUAAAGAUGGUUCUCUGGUGGCCUGUGCGUUUUCUCCUAAUGGAAAUUUCUUUGUCACUGGAUCAUCAUGUGGUGAUUUAACCAUUUGGGAUGAUAAAAUGAGAUGCCUGUAUAAUGAAAAAACACACGAUCUUGGUGUUACCUGCUGUGAUAUUUCUUCACGGCCAAUUUCUGAUGGCGAACAUGAGUCCAGAUACUUCCAAAUGGCUUCUUGUGGUCAAGAUAAUCAGAUCAAACUCUGGCUUAUUUCGCUGGCAGAUUUCUUAGGUGCUGAAUUAAAAUAUAAAUGCACAUUGGGUGGACAUUCUGCCCCAGUUCUGGCUUGUGCAUUUUCUUAUGAUGGGCAGAUGUUAGUUUCAGGGUCUGUGGACAAAUGUGUCAUAAUAUAUGAAACUAGUACUGGCAAUAUCCUUCAUACAUUGUCUCAACAUACCAGAUAUGUUACAACUUGUGCUUUUGCACCGUGUGUUCUCUUGCUUGCCACAGGUUCAAUGGAUAAAACUGUGAAUAUAUGGCAAUUUGACCAUAAACAACGCUGUUCAGGAAAUAUCAUACAAAAUGAAUCUAAGAUGGCUGUUGAGAAUUGGUCAGAGGAAGAUGUUUUGGCCUGGCUUCAUGCGCAGGGCUUAGCAGAGCUUGUUGGGAUUUUCCAAAUGAAUAACAUAGAUGGCAAGGAACUUCUGAAUCUUACAAAAGAAAGUCUGAUGAAUGAAUUAAAAAUUGAGUCUUUAGGUCUGCGCAGUAAAAUUCUCCGCAAAAUUGAAGAACUGAGGGUGAAAAUGGAAUCUGUUUCUGUUGCUAUCCCAGAUGAAUUCUUAUGUCCUAUAACAAGGGAGCUAAUGAAAGAGCCUGUUAUUGCAGCUGAUGGCUAUUCCUAUGAAAAGGAGGCACUGGAAAACUGGCUCAACAACAAGAGACGCUCCAGCCCCAUGACAAACCUCCCCCUCCCCUCCCUUCUGCUCACACCCAACCGGUCCCUCAAAGUGGCCAUCGGCCGCUGGCUGGAGACCCAGCAGAAACGUAAGGACAGCACUGAGCUUUAA
Messenger RNA from Tinamus guttatus (white-throated tinamou), 1513 nucleotides. It is a transcript of the gene WDSUB1, whose product is annotated as WD repeat, sterile alpha motif and U-box domain containing 1. Gene Ontology annotation, biological process: protein ubiquitination. The record is from RefSeq and is a predicted model, not a curated record. Lineage: Eukaryota; Metazoa; Chordata; Aves; Tinamiformes; Tinamidae. Gene Ontology annotation, molecular function: ubiquitin-protein transferase activity; protein binding.